This is a messenger RNA of Ostertagia ostertagi, 873 nucleotides long. The record is from the annotation of a GenBank genome assembly. NCBI's taxonomy places the organism in Eukaryota, Metazoa, Nematoda, Chromadorea, Rhabditida, Trichostrongylidae.
AUGCGCUUCAUCGUUGCUGCCCUUGCCAUGCUCCUCCAUCUCUCGCAGAUAUGUCCGGCAUUGUCCUGCACGUUCAAGCAACUUCCUCCUUCUGCGAUGAUAACAGUUCCACAUUAUCACGCAGAUUCGCCUUUUAUCAAGCAAGAUAUUAAGGAUUGCAUGCAGAUGUGCUUCGAAAACACAUCGUGUGCUUACGUCCUUUCCUUUGAGAAUGGCAAAUGCUCCUCUGAUGCGUCCGAAGGCAACACUUUCCGAGUGGAUUCGAUGAUGGAUGAGUUUGGUCACAGUGGAGUGGCUUUUCAGUUAUAUCGGAACGCGACUGCUACUGAAUGUCCAACCUUGGAAGAAUGGUCGCAGCAAAGCCGUACGUGGUGCGGAGCUUCGUUCAACUGCGCCGUGCUUGCCUUGAAUCGAGUGGUCGAAAUGAUUCCUCCUGCGAGUUUUCUUCGCUUCCUCUUCGAGGGGAAAGCCCUUGGAAUUUGGAUGAGGUUGUCUGUGUUGUACAUGGUUGCUCUUCCAUUUAUCACACGAACGCAUCCAUACAACUCUUUGAUCAGUACGUACAUCCCUUCUCCAAUGAUCACAGACGAUGAAAUCAAUGUAUUGCUAACCUGUCCUCAUGAGCUGAAUGUGGUUCGCCUUCUGGUCUAUCCACAUAUAAGCCGACCACCGCGAAUAUGGAGACGUAUGGUGAUGAAAUUCAAAAUGGGACAAGCGAAAGGCAAACAAACGAGUAGCGGUCACAUUCCGAUAGAUCUGGUAAACCACUGCACUGCAAUCGAACGCUUCUUUCAACGAAUCCACACGAUAGCUGUUGCCUUCGGACGGAUUGACGGAACACCUGCCAUUCUGAAAAAAAAGGGUAUCAAGCAA